UGCCACACAUACAGACCAGGACCUCUCGACUCAGCCAGGCACCAGGCACCCAGAAAGGAAAGAAAAUCCCUUGGUUCCAAAAUGGCGUCAGGAGAUACAAAGACAAGCCUCGAGAAUGCCUACCCCUCUACCAAGAGGCUGUCCCUGCAGGAGGAGGAGGGGGAGGCUGAGGACUACUGCACCCCUGGUGCCUUCGAGCUGGAGCGCCUCUUCUGGAAGGGCAGUCCCCAGUACACGCACGUCAACGAGGUCUGGCCCAGGCUCCACAUCGGUGAUGAGGCCACAGCACUGGACCGCUAUGGGCUGCAGAAAGCAGGCUUCACGCAUGUGCUGAACGCCGCGCACGGCCGCUGGAAUGUGAACACUGGGCCAGACUACUACCGCGACAUGGCCAUUGAGUACCACGGCGUCGAGGCCGACGACGUACCCAGCUUCGACCUCAGCAUCUUCUUCCACUCGGCUGCCGCCUUCAUCGAUUCGGCGCUCCGAGACGACCACAGUAAGAUCCUGGUUCACUGUGCCAUGGGCCGAAGCCGCUCAGCAACCCUGGUCCUGGCCUACCUGAUGAUCCACAAGAACAUGACCUUGGUGGAUGCCAUCCAACAAGUGGCUAAGAACCGCUGUGUUCUGCCCAACCGGGGCUUCCUGAAGCAGCUCCGGGAGCUGGACAAGCAGCUGGUGAAGCAGCGGCGACAGGCCGAGCCAGGGGACCGUGAGCUGGGGCGGUAGGGGGCCCUCGGAGAGAGGAUCAGAGACCCUGGCACCCAGAGCAGAAGGCUGAUGGGUGUCUUCGCGGAAGCUUUGUUGGUCGUGGAGAUGGGACACAGGGAAGAUGAGCAGCUGUCGCCUCCAAGUCCCGUUCUCCUCCUCAGGAACGGCCAGGACAACUGCAGGGGACUGGCUUCAGAUGAGGACCACUCUGUGGUCUCCUGUCCUUUAAGUUCGAAGUGAAC
Molecule: messenger RNA, 953 nt
Organism: Chionomys nivalis (European snow vole)
Lineage: Eukaryota; Metazoa; Chordata; Mammalia; Rodentia; Cricetidae
Gene: Dusp29
Product: dual specificity phosphatase 29
Exons: 4
Coding region: 82-729 (215 amino acids)
Biological process (GO): protein dephosphorylation; negative regulation of MAPK cascade
Cellular component (GO): cytoplasm
Molecular function (GO): MAP kinase phosphatase activity; protein tyrosine/serine/threonine phosphatase activity
Source: RefSeq, a predicted model, not a curated record